This is a messenger RNA of Orussus abietinus, 1257 nucleotides long. RefSeq names its product transcription factor BTF3 homolog 4 (gene bic). The record is from RefSeq and is a predicted model, not a curated record. The coding region runs from base 197 to 760 and encodes 187 amino acids. NCBI's taxonomy places the organism in Eukaryota, Metazoa, Arthropoda, Insecta, Hymenoptera, Orussidae. Gene Ontology annotation, cellular component: cytosol; nascent polypeptide-associated complex. The transcript has 4 exons.
GUCUUCUGUCCUUGAGCGGAAGCUCCCUUUACGGACAGGAAGCAGGUGCCUCGCUAUAUUUCUAAAUUAUAGGUGGUCUUCCAUUUUCUGAUUUUCUAUCAAGCCGGAGCACGUGUUCGGGUGCCGGCAAAAGAGGCUUCCAUCUCACCUUGGGAAUAUCUCUUUUCGCUCCUUCUAGUUUGGGUUCGGAAGCGGAAUGAAUCCCGAGAAACUGAAGAAGCUGCAGGAACAAGUGCGGAUCGGCGGCAAGGGCACACCGAGACGGAAGAAGAAGGUAGUGCAUGCUACUGCAGCCACCGAUGAUAAGAAAUUACAAAGCUGCUUGAAAAAGUUAUCCGUCAAUACGAUUCCUGGCAUCGAGGAAGUUAACAUGAUUAAGGAUGAUGGUACCGUCAUUCAUUUUAAUAAUCCAAAAGCACAAGCCAGUCUUUCUGCCAAUACCUUUGCAAUUACCGGUCAUGGAGAAAAUAAGCAGAUUACGGAAAUGCUUCCUGGGAUACUGAGUCAGCUCGGUCCGGAGGGCUUAACUCAACUGAAACGUUUGGCUACCAACGUAACUACAAAAGUUGGAAAGGCAACGCUAGAAGAGGAUGACGAAGUGCCCGAUUUGGUGGAGAACUUUGACGAAGCAAGUAAAGAAGAGGUAAUGGCAAAAAAGGAAAUGGAUGAACAUUACGCCGACACGGUUAGCGAUGAGAAGGAGACGAAUGCGGUAAUCGAGGAAAAGAAAGAAGCACCGAUAGUCAAGCCCGAGGUUUAAAGAACUUUGAUAGAGAAGGUGCCGAUCGCAGAAUCCCACCGAUCGCUGGGUGGUGAUACGGAAGAGAGCUACGAAACGUAUCUAAUCAUAAGACGGCGGGUACACAUAUACGUGUGCGCUCGUAGUACAAAAGCACCGUUUAAUCCACCUUAUUAUAACACACUUUCAAAGGAAAAAUAAAUAUAACUACUAAACACUCGUAGGUCGUUGACGGUGACGUGUCAGUGCGUAAGUUUCGCGGUAAUUGCUAGAGAUCGUUAUUAAACACUGGUAUCGUAAUAAUCGCUCAUACGUGACACGUUGCCUAUCGUAAUCCCAAAGGGACGGUUCUCCGAUGACGCGCCAUCGGUUAACCGCGAUUGACCGAGAAAAGCGUCGAUUAACCUCUUCAAGCGGAAGGUGGAACGAUUAUUUUCAGUUGGAGAAGCUAGCGCGGCGAUAUCUCGCUCCGUAGAACCAUGUUAUCGAGUUCUCAGAAUAUAGACGCUUGGAAGAAA